GUUAAAAGCGGAACAGAAGCAACGUCCUACUUUUAUUUUGUAAUUAUGAUGACGCGUUUACUGACGUCUUUCCUGUGCAACUGUUGACGUUCCGGGCGCCGAUUUUUGAAAACGAGAAAGCGUUUGUUUGUAUUUUGACUCCACAACACCGGUCAACAUGGCGUCUAUCAGAGAUUAUAAUGUGGUGGAGCAGUUUAACAGCAGACUGGAGGAGAUCAGAACCAAACUUUUGGAUCAGGCUAUGGGUGAAGUGCUGAAUGACACCGCCGCAGAGCUCUGUCAACAACACCGACACUAUAUGAAAUCUGUCAUGGAAACUUGUUUUAAGAAAUGCAAGGAGGAUGAAAGAAUGUUUGACACCAUACAUGCAUACAAAGAGGAUUUAAAGGAGAAAAGUGCUGUAUUGAAAGAGAAGAAGGCAGAACAACUUGAGGUUGUGUCUGAGAUCGAAGACAAGGUUCAUCACAAAGAACUCUUAAUUCAGAGGAUUGAGAAACUCAAGAAGGAUCAGGCCAAAAACAAAGACUUGAUUCAGUCACAAAACAAAGCCAACAAGGACAGAUUGAAGAAGCUGAACAUAUGUAAGGAAGUCUUUCAGAAACAUCUGAGUCUCGAGAUCAGAAAAAUUCAAGGUGAGAAGCUUCAGUUUGUCUUCAGGAACAUCAGUCGUGAAGAUCCAGACAUGGUCCAUGCAUUCCUCCUACAGCUCGACGCAGAGGGCGUAUACCACAUUAUCUCCUGUGACCCUCCACUGGAGAAAAUGGCACAUCUUGAGCUCAGACUGCAAGAGACGAACAAUUUCUCUGCUUUCCUCGCAAAUAUCAGAAGAGAGUUUGUGGCGCUUUGCAACAGUGGAAAGAAGUGACGUUCAUUUAUUUAACAUCCAUGUCAACAGACAGAUUAUCAUCUUUUAUUAACUGCAUCAUUUGUAAAUAGUUAGUGACACUUGUUAACAUUUUGUUAAGUUUUUUGCAAUAAACAUUUAUACAUAAUAAACAUAAGAACUAAAAAAGAAAAGAAA
Messenger RNA from Misgurnus anguillicaudatus (oriental weatherfish), 1021 nucleotides. RefSeq names its product SPC25 component of NDC80 kinetochore complex (gene spc25). The record is from RefSeq and is a predicted model, not a curated record. Gene Ontology annotation, biological process: chromosome segregation. Lineage: Eukaryota; Metazoa; Chordata; Actinopteri; Cypriniformes; Cobitidae. Gene Ontology annotation, cellular component: Ndc80 complex.